AUGAGCGAGCCUGCUCCCACCGCUGCGCUCGACUCCUUGCCGUCUGCGCUGCGUGAGCGCAUCCGCGGCGAGCCGAGUGCACAGCAGCAGCCGUGCGCGCCUCCUCCGCGCACGCGCAUCGCAACCACGGCUCCAGCUCACGUCCUCUACCUCGUCCGCACCGCCCUCCGUGCCGAGAGGAACCCGGCGCUAGAGGUGGCGCUGCGCAUAGCCUCGGCACAGGGCAUCCCGCUGGUGUGCGUCGCUGUCGUCGAGGACUCGCAUCCGCCAGCCGUGCCGCGGCUUCGGCGGCCUCCGACCGACCGCUCCGCCGCGUUUCGUCUUGAAGCGCUGAGCGAGCUGCAGCCGGCCUUCGAGAAGCGUGGCACGGCCUUGUGGGUGCACCUCGUGCGUGACGGCUGCCGCGCCGCCGUCGCGAUGAGCUUGGCCGCACGAGCCGCACUCGUCGUUGCUGAGGAGCACUUUGGCGCCUCCCGCAUGUCCGCCUACGUGAACAGCGGCAUGAUCGACCCGGCCACCAUGGCGCGCGACGCCGCCUCCGCGCGGGCAGACAAGUUCCUGGACGAGUUCGUCGGCUGGCGCGAGGCGCCGUAUGUCUGGUGUCUCCGCCACCCGGGGGGGUAUGCGCGCGCCGCCGUCGCCGUACCAGCUUGGGGACGCAACCAGCUCGCGGGCUGUGGCGGCGGCGGCGAGGGCCCAAGCUUGGCGGAGCUGGAGAGUGGUCGCACGGGCGACGCGUACUGGGAUGAUUGCCAGCGCUGCCUCGCGCUGAGCGGAGAGCUGCACAAUAACGUCCGAAUGGCGUGGGGCAAGGCGGUACCGGCUUGGUGGGAGGCUGCCGCUGGCGAACUGCUCAUCCACCUCAACGACAGCUUCGCGCUCGAUGGGGGCGCGCCGCCCUCGUACGGCGGCCUCCUCUGGUGCCUCGGCUGGCGCGACAAGCCCGGCCCCGGAGGCGCGCCCGCGCCAGAGUCGCCCACGCAGAGCCCGAGCCCUCCUCCCACGGCACCCUGCCUCCGUCGCUAG
Messenger RNA from Emiliania huxleyi CCMP1516, 1026 nucleotides. RefSeq lists its product as hypothetical. Gene Ontology annotation, biological process: photoreactive repair. Lineage: Eukaryota; Haptophyta; Isochrysidales; Noelaerhabdaceae. The record is from RefSeq and is a predicted model, not a curated record. The coding region runs from base 1 to 1026 and encodes 341 amino acids. Gene Ontology annotation, molecular function: deoxyribodipyrimidine photo-lyase activity. The transcript is spliced from 4 exons.